Molecule: messenger RNA, 6288 nt
Organism: Phyllotreta striolata
Lineage: Eukaryota; Metazoa; Arthropoda; Insecta; Coleoptera; Chrysomelidae
Source: the annotation of a GenBank genome assembly
CCGCCGUCGAUAGGGAUAGACGCGUCGCGACGACUCGACGAGCGCAGUUUUGUUCAAUAUUUUCCAUCGCUAAAAUGAUGAAAGGAAACCACACUGUUUUCAUUUUGAUCGGUCGUCGCCAGUGAAACAUCGCCUGUAAUAUGAAGUUUGCGGGAUAGAAAAGAAAAAAAAAACGUGUUUUAAGGACGCCGAAAGGAUAAUAAGAGAACGCCGGAAUGUUUUUAUACGCUCAUUUUUCGCCCUUAAGUUGAACGUUUGACUAUUAAUCAAGAAUGGCUGAUCGCGAUCCCUUCGAUGACGAGCUGGUCUCCAGCAACACGAACCAAAGGAACUGGCGCGGCAUCCUCAUAGCUCUUCUGGUGAUCGUCGUCGUUUUGGCGCUCAUCGUGACCUCCGUGGUGCUCCUGACGCCCCCCGACGGGGGCCCGAGGAUCAAGGGCAACAGGUUCCAGCUGCAGGACAUCCUGAACCACGACUUCCAGCCGCUCAGAUUCAACGGCUCCUGGAUAUCCGACGAUGAAUUGAUCUUUAAAGACCAAUGGGGCGGUAUCAGCAUAUUGAAUGCAUCGAAUCUCACCGUUAGAACGAUCAUGUCGAACCAAACUUUCAUGCGCCUGAAUCCGUCGAGAUUCCAAUUAUCCCCCGACCAGAAGUACUUGUUGCUGGCCCUGAACGUGCAAAAACUCUUCAGGCACUCCUACUUGGCCCAGUACAUCGUCUACGACAUCCAAACCGGCAACGAUUUCCCUCUGCGACCGAUUCCCGAAGACGACGACCACCCGUUCCUUUUGCUGGCCGAAUGGACGCCCAAAGGCCACUCCUUGGUGAUGGUCCAAGACUACAACGUCUUCUACAGGAAAACCCCCACGUCCCACACCGGCUACAAGGUGACCCACACCGCCGUGCCCGGCGUCGUCAGCCACGGCGUGCCCGAUUGGCUCUACGAAGAGGAGAUACUGGGCACGAAUUCGGCCAUUUGGAUGUCCAGGGACGGUCUGCUGAUGGUCUUCGCGACGUUCAACGACACCUUGGUGGAGGAGUUGCGGUUCCCUUGGUACGGUUCCAUCAAAGACGGCAGGCUGUACCCGGACAUCAGGUCUUUGAGGUACCCGAAGCCCGGCACCAGGAACCCCCAGGUCACCCUGACGGUGGCCGAUCUGGCGGACACUUCCAACAUCAAAAUCAAGCCGGUGAUGCCGCCGAGCGUGAUCGCCCGCCGAGAUCAUUAUUUCACGGCGGUGUCGUGGAUCAGCUCGACGGAGAUCAGCGUGGUGUGGCUGAACCGGCCGCAAAAUUUGUCUGUGAUAACGAUUUGCUCGAGUCCCAAAUGGGAUUGCAGAGAGACUCAACGGAUAACGAGCGAUGGACAGGGAUGGGUCGACAUGGGGGACAGUCCGGUUUUCGGAGGGGAUAGUUCGAAUUACAUCACCAUAGCUCCGGUCAGGGACGGACCGGCCGGGAAUUUCAGGCACGCCGUUUCUGUGAACAUACCGAAGAGGCGCGUUUUGCCGUUGACUCACGGACGAUACGAAGUCACCAGAAUCCUGACUUGGGAUCAUUCCAAUGAUGUCAUCUACUUCCUCGGCGUGCCCGAACACAAACCGGGCCAAUUGCACCUGUACAGGGUGGCCUCGGUGCCGCCCCGAACGGGCGCCUCCCUGCCGCCCCCCGUAUGCCUGACCUGCGCCAAGGAACCCGCCCCCACCCAGCCCUCGUUCAUCUCGCUCGACGAGAACAUCUACCGCGUGAAGACCGGCACGUGGGACGACGACGACGACGACGACGUCGUUCUCACCACCCCGUCGACGAGGAGGAAGAAGAAGAAGCCGAAGGCUGCGAACAAACAUCCGGCUUGUUUGUACCACAACGCCGUCUUCAGCCCCAAAUCCUCCUACUAUGUAUUGGAGUGUUUGGGGCCCGGGAUUCCCACCACGUCGUUGCACAAAACCGCCAUGCCUCGACCGAGGUUGCUCCUUUGGAUGCAGAACAACACCGAAUUGAGGGCGAGAGUCGACGAGAUGGCGAUGCCUCAGAUUAAAACGUUUCCUGUCCAAAUAUCCGGAGGGUAUCAAGCUCAAGUUCGACUUCAUCUACCACCAGGUCUUCGAGAAGACGAGAUCACCAGGUAUCCGUUGAUUGUGCAAGUGUACGGAGGUCCAGGAAGCCAGCUGGUGACCGAGAGGUGGAGGUUAGAUUGGAACACUUUUCUAUCGGGUAACAAGGAUUUCAUCAUAGCUCAAAUCGAUGGAAGAGGCUCCGGCGGGCAGGGUCAUCGGAUAUUGCACAAAGUUUACUACAAACUAGGCUCGGUGGAGGUUGCUGAUCAAUUAGAAGUCACCGAAUACUUGAAGGAAACCCAACACUUCAUCGAUAAACGAAGGGUGGCGGUUUGGGGAUGGAGUUACGGUGGAUUCGUAGCGGCGCUGGCGCUGGCGAGUCCCAAAAACGUGUUCCAUUGCGCUAUAGCCGUUUCGCCUGUCACAAACUGGAAACUAUACGAUUCGGCGUACACCGAAAGAUUCAUGGGCCUGCCGAAUGUAACGGACAAUUACAAAGGCUACGAGGAGGCGGACGUGAGCAAAAAGGCCCAUCAACUCAAAGACAAGAUGUUUUAUUUGAUCCACGGCUCCGCCGACGAUAACGUCCAUUUGCAGCAAUCGAUGUCGCUGAUGAAGGCGCUGUCAGAGGCCGGGACUUUGUUCCGCCAACAAAUCUAUCCGGACGAGAGUCACAAUUUGGGCGGCGUGAAGAAGCACCUCUACGAGAGCAUGGGCGGCUUCCUGGACGAUUGCUUCGUGAAGCAAGUGCCGCCCGAGUUCAAGGCGGGAUUGCGGAACUACAUCGACUAGUAUACGGAGGAAGAUUCGCAAGAAUCUUCCGGCAAGUAAACGGAUCCAGAGAAACCGAAUUUAGAGUACAAUAAUAGUUUAAACUAGUAGCAAGCGAUUGUAGCGAGAGAGAAUUGUACUAGAGGUCUUUGAGUGAUCGAUCGAUUUAGCACUUGGGCGAGAAGAGGCUUGUAAUGUACCCUAACAAUCUUCACAACCUAAAUCUGUGCUUUGAGUCAUCCAAUGAAUUUUUUUGGAUGUUAGUGAUGAAAGUGCCAAAUUUUAAAUACGAUUGAUGUUCUGUCAUAAUUACGAUAAUUAAAUGUUCUGCGGCGAAUGAAAGCGAUAUCGUUUAAGACAAAUAUACUGCGGUUACCUUAAAACUCAGGAACAUGUUAGUUAUACCUUACGAAAAAGACCUGCGGAUCGAAAUUUUAUUUGCUGAAGGAAAUUCAAGAGCGCGAUUUUAAUUGCUUAUAAACGAUUUGGAUCAUUCGCAAUAUUUCUAUUCCUCUGCUUGUUUUUAACUUAUUCACCAUUUCUGCAGAAACUGAUUAAAUUAGAUAGAUCUGUAGGGCAUCCAAACGUUUAGAUUAAAGUAGAUUGGAUCAAUUCAAAUUAUUUGAAAAUCGAGUAAUAUAGUAAAUUUAUUCGAUAAUCACAUUUCGUUUAUGGAUAAAAAGUUUAAUUGUUAACAUAUCUCGAGAAAUUUUUAUUGCAAAAUGUUUCAUGUGAAAACCUGUAUUAUACAUACUUUAGCCAAAUAGUUGAAAGACCAAAAUUAUCUUAGAUUUAGAUUAUUCUUACAAAAUUUUAGUGAGAAUAGAUUAUAACGAGAAUAAUAUUGAGUAAAAGUUAUUUGAAAAUGUUAUAAAUAUAGCUACUAAGUCGUACGCGAUUCCUAGGCGUUUUAAAAUAAUACUAGGAUGGAUCUAAAUGCCGAUUAUUAAUUGUAGAUGAAAUUGCUCUUAAGCUAGUUCGAUGAAAGAGUACUCGUAGUAAUAAUUUUUUCUAUGCUUAAAAAUUUCGAUGUUGAAGAGGAGAAUUUAUAGAGAUGUCGAGGCUAUUUUGAAAUUCGGUUUCUGAGCAAUUUUUUAUGAAAAUUUUGGAGAAUCUUCAAUAUCAUCGAAUUCGAGAUACUUGAGUAUAUAAAUUAAUAGUUAAUUCUCGAAUAUUUUAAUAAGCUAAUAAAAAAAUUGGAAUUUUUAAAACUUUGUUAAUCUCAAUAUGAAAUUAUUUUAACAUAAUUUAAAUUUAGAGCAAAAUGUUAUUACUAAUUAGAUAUAGUACUUGUUAAUGCAAGUAUUCUUGGUGCAAAUACGAUUUAAGUAAAUUUAGUGUAGAUCAGAUUAUAGACUGAACAUAUAUAUACUUUGACUUUAUAUUUUAAUUCCUUACUCAAUCGAUUAGAUAAUAAAGCAGAAGAAAUUUCACAGGAACAGUUAUUGAUUGUUUGUGAUACUCUUUAUGCAAUCACGCUAUUUUUUUUUCGAUAUACCAUUAACACCUAACCGUAAGAUAAAUUUUAAAAGUAAGUCAAAUUAUAUAAAAUAUAUGAUUUAUGAAGAGUUUAUUGUAGAUAAGUAGGAACUUUAAUGAAACCUAUUUUAAUGAAACUUAACGAUUAUAUAGUCGCAUUUUCAAAGUAAUAAUUGUACAUAAAAUUAGAUACGAUAUAAACUCAUUAAAUUUCGGCUGAUCGCCAUCUAAAAAAACGGAUCAUGUCAAAAAUGAACUUUCUUCGAUCGCCAAAUACGAUCAAGUACACUAAAAUUUAUGAAUUGUUUUUAGUUAUUUAAUUUUAACAGAAAUCCAGUCCUUCCAAGAUUUCUACAAAGUGUUUUCCCUUUCCAUGUACAAUCACUUCAGUAAAACGAAGAAUAUCUAUUUUAAUUAAUCACUAAAGGAGAUUUCCAAAUGUCCGGGAUUGAUUGCAUUUAAAUUGGUGAUUAAUUUGAACGAAACACGGGAAGACACAUUCUAGAAAUCCAAUUAGAUAACUUUAAAAAAAAAUAAUUUCACCGUGGAAGAUUUAUGGUUCAUUUCUCCUGCAAACACCUUGUGAUAUCAGUAAAAACAUGAUUGUAGAAUGUUUAAUAAACUAAAAAUGUACGUAGCGUUGUAUUUAAGAAAUUAAUUAUCUAUUUUUGUGCAUUCUACUUGUAAUGUUGUUGCGCGUAUUAACGAAAAACUCGCGGGGUAAGUUUAUUAAAUUGUUGAAAAAUGCGCCUCUCGAUUUUUCGCAUAAUUUUCGUUGCAGGAAAGUCGAAUAUUAGGCGAGUUACUCGAAUUAAUCUCAUCAUUUUAUCGACAAUCACGCGAAGUUAGUGGCACAUUAAUCAUACUAAUAAGCAAUGAUUUCUGAAUCGAAUCGGUACUCGAAUAUUUUUACUGAAUAUAAUUAAGUUUUUGUAAAAAACCGAGUAGCUUCUGCCUAAUAUUUUUUUGUGUUUGAAAUAGCGCGAUAUUUUCCUUAUGAAUCUGAUUAGUGGUUUUGUACAGACAUGGGUCCAACAUCUGUUCUAUUUUUCCAAAUGUGCACAUUGUUACUUACUUGUAAGAAUGAGUGAGAAUUCGUAGAAUGUCUAUUUAACUCAUCUGUGAAGCAAUAAAUUUUAUACUGCAUCGUUUAAUUUUACGCAAGUUCGAUUCGUUGUCGAGGAGAAUUGUCUUCUAGAAACAAGCAAAAUGUUGUUGCAUGGAAAUUUGAAAUUUGAAAUGAAAAAUCUGGCUUGUAAAAGAAUGGGAAAAAUAUAAAAGUUUUAAAUUUCCAUGUAGGUAAACGAUGAGUUAGUUAUUACUUAUCGAAGAUUGUAUAGAACGUUGGAAUUGCUACAUAUUUCACAAAUUUGGCAAAAAAAAAUGAUAGUUUUUUUACUUAAUGUCGAGAAAUUUGCAAAAUUAGCGACAUUUUUUGUUAGCAUUAUAAUUGUUUGAAAAUAUCGAAAAAAGCACUUGAACUUACGAAAAAUAUUACUAAAACUUGGUUAACUAAACUUCUAAUAAAAUAACUUGUUAAAAUUGAACUAUAUUAAAUAAAAUUUCGAGUUUAGCAAAAAUUGUUUAGUUCCAUUUCCACCUUACAAAAACAUCUACGAGUAUUUAUCGUAUCCUUGAGGAGUAUUUUCUCUAAUCCACGACACAUAUUUCUUCACAUUCGUAUACACGCUGGGCACACCGGGACUUCCGCAUUGAUCGGAUCCAAACGACAAUAUACCAACCUAAAAACCCAGCAAUAAAAUAACCAAAAAAAAAUCCCUAAACAAUUCACUCUACCUGGUAGUUCGUAUUUCCAUGCCGAACCAACAGAGGAGCGCCCCCGAAACCGCUGCAAGCAUCAUUUCCAGCUUCACCUCCAGCACAAAUAUGGUCCUCACCAACAGGCAAUGUCCUGCCGUAAACCUGCUGGCAUUGCUGCAAGCUUAUGAUGGGCAGCCGCAAAACUUGCUGUCUAGAUGGA